This is a messenger RNA of Pyrus x bretschneideri (Chinese white pear), 1678 nucleotides long. Its product is annotated as acyl-coenzyme A oxidase 4, peroxisomal. Gene Ontology annotation, biological process: fatty acid beta-oxidation. The transcript has 13 exons. Bases 160 to 1473 code for a protein of 437 amino acids. The record is from RefSeq and is a predicted model, not a curated record. Gene Ontology annotation, cellular component: peroxisome. Gene Ontology annotation, molecular function: acyl-CoA dehydrogenase activity; flavin adenine dinucleotide binding. NCBI's taxonomy places the organism in Eukaryota, Viridiplantae, Streptophyta, Magnoliopsida, Rosales, Rosaceae.
CUUCCUCAUCGCUGAUCCGCAAAUAUUCUUACGUUUUGUCUCUCCAACUUCAUUACUAUCCUAAAUAUUUCCCUCCUAUUCCAACGGAAAAAGGAAAAGAAAUUUCCCCCGAACGCGAACGGUUCGAGCUCCGAGCUCCCAAUUUUCCUCCUAGCCGCCAUGACAGUUCCUCCGAAUCAAGAUGAUGUUAAGAAGAAUGAAAGGACGAAUUACUUCAAUUCCCCUGCAUUGGAUGUCUCACUUGCUUUUCCACAAGCAACGCCGGCAUCCACCUUUCCUCCCUGCGCCUCGGAUUAUUACCAGUUUGAUGAUCUAUUGACUCCUGAGGAGCAGGCUAUGAGAUUGAGAGUAAGAAAGUGUAUGGAGAAAGACGUCGCUCCAAUUAUGGCAGAGUACUGGGAGAAGGCAGAGUUUCCAUUUCAAAUUAUUCCGAAGCUUGGUGCAUUGCGCAUUGCUGGUGGCACAAUCAAGGGUUAUGGGUGUCCUGGUCUUUCUAUUACGGCAAGUGCUUUUGCUACAGCUGAACUUGCUAGAGUUGAUGCAAGCUGCUCUACUUUCGUCUUGGUUCAUUCCUCACUAGCAAUGCUUACUAUUGCAUUAUGUGGUUCGGAAGCUCAAAAGCAGAAAUAUCUACCUUCUUUGGCUGAAUUUAAGACUGUAGCCUGCUGGGGUUUGACUGAACCUGACUACGGAAGUGAUGCGAGUGCCUUGAGAACGACAGCAACAAAGGUGGAAGGAGGUUGGAUACUUGAGGGCCAAAAGCGAUGGAUAGGAAACAGUACAUUUGCUGAUGUCUUGGUUAUUUUUGCUAGGAAUACAACAACAAAUCAGAUUAAUGGAUUUAUAAUAAAGAAGAAUGCCCCUGGACUGGCAGCUACAAAAAUAGAAAAUAAAAUUGGUCUGCGCAUUGUCCAAAAUGGAGAUAUUCUCUUAAAUAAAGUAUUUGUUCCUGAUGAGGAAAGGCUGCCUGGUGUUAAUUCUUUUCAGGAUACUAGCAAGGUUCUUGCUGUUUCACGUGUCAUGGUCGCCUGGCAACCUAUUGGUUUAUCUAUGGGAGUCUAUGAUAUGUGUCACAGGUAUCUGAAGGAGAGGAAACAAUUUGGAGCCCCCCUUGCAGCUUUCCAAAUCAACCAAGAGAAACUUGUUCGUAUGCUUGGUAAUGUUCAAGCUAUGGUUCUUAUAGGUUGGCGCCUCUGCAAGCUGUAUGAGGCAGGUAAAAUGACUCCAGGUCAUGCUAGCAUGGGGAAGGCAUGGAUCACUCUGAGAGCAAGGGAAACGGUUGCUCUGGGAAGGGAAUUGCUAGGUGGCAACGGAAUCUUAUCUGAUUUUCUUGUUGCAAAGGCUUUCGGUGAUCUGGAGCCCAUCUACACAUUUGAAGGCACGUAUGACAUCAACUCCUUGGUCACCGGCAGGGAAGUCACUGGCAUUGCCAGCUUCAAGCCACCUGCGUCAAGCCAACGGAGCCGCCUGUAGUGGUGGAACUUAUCCGAAUCUCAACUCCCUCCGCAAGCUUGUUUCAUUAACAAGGUUGUCUGAUGUCAAAUGGGAUGAAGUAAACUUAUCCAUUGACAACCAAAAUUAAGGACGCCUUAUAAAUUCUCGGUUUUUGAACAUUGUAUCGUCAUAGUUCUGAAAGACAAAUAAACGAUCUCAGCAGAUCGCCGCAUUCGACUUUUCA